Centruroides sculpturatus (bark scorpion) is the source of this 886-nucleotide messenger RNA. RefSeq names its product tRNA selenocysteine 1-associated protein 1-like. Lineage: Eukaryota; Metazoa; Arthropoda; Arachnida; Scorpiones; Buthidae. Bases 132 to 707 code for a protein of 191 amino acids. Gene Ontology annotation, molecular function: RNA binding. The record is from RefSeq and is a predicted model, not a curated record. The transcript is spliced from 7 exons.
AAAAAGUGACGUGGAAAAUAUCAUAAUAUCCAACACCAGGAUAGAAACGUCGAGGCGUCCACUUUUCAAGGUUACGCCAAACGAGAUAAACCAAACGCCGUUCUCUUUCACAGUUCGUAUUCGACCGUGUGAUGGCGCGCUCUACAGACUUCAAACUGGCGACUAUGAGCAUGAGAGGUGGAACCCUUUGGAUGGGGGACCUGGAACCAUAUAUGGAUGAAACUUUUCUGAAGCAAGCUUUUACAUUAAUGGGAGAGAAUCUUGUCCAUGCUAAAGUCAUAAAGAACAGAUACACUGGAUUGCCGAUGGGCUACGGAUUUUUGGAUUUUGGUGAAGAACAGACUGCUCAGAGAGUCUUGCAUCGCUGUAAUGGAAAGACGAUUCCAAAUGCUUCUCCUCCCAAGAGAUUCAAGCUGAAUCAUGCAAGUUAUGGAAAAGAACAUUUACAGCAAAAAGAGUAUUCUCUCUUUGUGGGAGAUCUGACUCCAGAAGUGGAUGAUUUAGAAUUGUAUAAUUGUUUUUCAUCUAGAUAUCCAUCUGUCAAAGCAGCAAAAGUUGUAUUGGAUCAAGAUGGAGUUAGUAAAGGUUAUGGUUUUGUGAGGUUUACAAGUGAAAUGGAAUAUCAGGCAGCUUUAGUCGAGAUGCAGAAUGCAGACGUGGUGGGUUCGAGACCCAUUCGCGUCAGUGUAGCUACUCCAAAGAGGUAAGUACUGUUAUGAUCUAUUAACAAAGCUAAAAAAUUCUAGUUGCCAUUUAUCUUUUGAGCCUGAGUUUGGAAGUGUUUGUUUAUUUUUUUGUUGUUCUUUGUUAAACUUUGCCUGAGUUAUUUUGAAAUUGAAUUGAUAAAUAUUGUGAAUAUAGAUCAGUUUAAAUAAUCAUACUAAUU